CGGUGCGACAAUAUGGGCCGGCGGAAUGAGCGAAGCGAUUGAUAACUGUAUACACAACGAGUCUCCGCCAUCGGGAACGCCUGUCCUGUGGCGGCCGGAAGCUGAUGCCUCCACAACGGCAAGUGGAUGUACACAAAUCUUUCCAGCCAGCCAAGCUCGUGCGUUCCCGAUUGCGGGCCAAUUAUGUCAUCACGUUCCUUCGCCCGCAAAGCGCCCCUCUGCCAGGAGCCUCCCGCCUGCACCGGGCGAGGCGAAGGACUCCGGGGGCGGCGCGGACAGGAGACAGAGCCUACAGUUCACAGUCCCUGAUACAGGGUACGGCAGGCAAGGUGAGCUUGCCAAACAUUUGAGCUGAACGCAGUGCAGGCGCAGACACGUAACGUUUGCCAGACGACUAGGAUGCAGUGAGACAGUGAGACGUAAGUACACGAUUCGGACAGGUCAUGUGGGGGUAACAGGGCCAACCUGUCUUCGCAACGUCAUAGCAACUGCCCAUCCUUUGGCGCGCGAGAGCCAGCUGUGCCGAUUCAAACAAAAACGCAUCCGCUGUGUUUCCGAGCCAACUUAUCCUGGGAUGAAGGAGGAUAGACGAGUAAGGAGGGAAGCCCUGGGAGGAUGGAGGCCUAUGGCAAGAGCCACUCAUGUCAGGUCAGGUGGAUCUGGCGGCAGCCGCCGUUGCAGGAGCUCCUUCGGGAAGACAAUGUCUUCAUGCAAAGACUCCAUCCGGCUCUCCAUCGUGCCCUCCCUCUCCUUCAGGAAGUCCAUGCUUUGCUGCAAGGUCCCCAUCCGGCUCUCCAUUGUGCCUUCGCAGAAGCAGAAGCUGGAGAAGCGGUGCAACGCUGAAAUUGAGAACACGACGGGCACACGCGCUAGCACGAGGUACAGAGAAGGGCAUGUUGUCUACAAUAGAAGCCCUUUGAAAUUCCCAAGACGCCCGCGGCCCUAA
Prorocentrum cordatum is the source of this 946-nucleotide messenger RNA. The record is from the annotation of a GenBank genome assembly. NCBI's taxonomy places the organism in Eukaryota, Dinophyceae, Prorocentrales, Prorocentraceae.